Molecule: messenger RNA, 733 nt
Organism: Leptopilina heterotoma
Lineage: Eukaryota; Metazoa; Arthropoda; Insecta; Hymenoptera; Figitidae
Product: histone H3-like
Exons: 2
Coding region: 32-688 (218 amino acids)
Cellular component (GO): nucleosome
Molecular function (GO): protein heterodimerization activity; DNA binding; structural constituent of chromatin
Source: RefSeq, a predicted model, not a curated record
AGUUGUCCCUCGUACUCUGAACUUCUAAGCAAUGGCUCGUACCAAGCAAACCGCGCGUAAAUCCACCGGUGGAAAGGCACCGAGGAAACAACUCGCCACCAAGGCCGCUCGUAAGAGUGCGCCUGCAACCGGUGGAGUGAAGAAGCCCCAUCGCUACAGGCCCGGAACCGUUGCUCUCCGUGAGAUCCGUCGCUACCAGAAGAGCACCGAGCUCCUCAUCCGCAAACUGCCCUUCCAACGCUUGGUCCGUGAAAUCGCUCAGGACUUCAAGACCGACCUGCGCUUCCAGAGCUCCGCCGUGAUGGCCCUCCAGGAGGCCAGCGAGGCCUACCUCGUCGGUCUCUUCGAAGACACCAACUUUUUAUUCUCUGUGAAAAUGACUGGUCGCGGUAAGGGAGGAAAGGGAUUGGGAAAAGGAGGAGCAAAGCGCCAUCGCAAAGUGUUGCGUGAUAACAUCCAAGGUAUCACCAAGCCCGCCAUCCGUCGUCUGGCUCGUCGAGGUGGAGUGAAACGUAUCUCAGGAUUGAUUUACGAAGAGACCCGUGGUGUCUUGAAAGUGUUCCUUGAGAACGUGAUCCGUGACGCCGUCACUUACACCGAACACGCCAAGAGGAAGACCGUCACCGCUAUGGAUGUCGUUUAUGCUCUCAAACGUCAAGGCCGUACUCUCUACGGUUUCGGCGGUUAAUUUUUCCAUCAUCGUCAUCAUCAACAAACAAUCGGCCCUUUUCAG